This is a messenger RNA of Schistosoma mattheei, 3036 nucleotides long. NCBI's taxonomy places the organism in Eukaryota, Metazoa, Platyhelminthes, Trematoda, Strigeidida, Schistosomatidae. The record is from the annotation of a GenBank genome assembly.
UUUCAGUCCCUUAAGGUCGUUGUAUAGAAAAGAGCGGCUAAUUUGGCUCAGUCUAAACUGCCUGAUAUGUCCAUCGAUCCUCAGGGCAAUGAAGUUGGAAAGCUAUUUGUGGGAGGGCUGCAUCAGUCUACAACUAAUGACUCCCUUAAACUAUACUUUUCGAAAUUCGGAGAUAUUGAAGAGUCGACAGUUAUGAUGGACAACAGAACCGGUCGAUCAAGAGGCUUCGGUUAUGUCAAGUUUAAAAACGAUGAAUCUGUCGAUUGGGUUCUGAGACAAAAAACUCACCUUAUUGACCUUAAAGAAGUCGAUCCUAAACGGUGCAAUGUUAACAUGAAAGGAAAGAAUCGUCGUAGCCUCAAGGUGUUUGUUGGGGGAAUCGCCUUUGAUCAUGAUGAAAAUAUAAUUAGGAAUUUCUUUUCUAGCUAUGGAAGGGUUACCGACGUUAACUUACUAGCAGGCCAAACCAAACCACGCCAUAGAGGCUUUGCAUUUGUUGGGUUUGACGAUGAAGAGGUGGUUAGGAAUCUCAUCAAACUGCACUACUUAAACCUGAAUGGGAAACAGGUUGAAAUAAAAGCAAUGAAACCACCUAAUACUCAGAAGUCUGACUACCAGGUCUCUUCUAACUCAGUACCAUCUGCUCAAGGAAACGGACGUCCUGUUCGUAGUGUUCAAAAGAAACAAUAUGUUACAUCUCAAUCCAAUGGUUCCUGUGCAACCUGGAGUCACUGGCCUGGAAACUGGGGUUCUCAUGGGCAACCUCAAACUUGGCCUUCUUUAGGAUGGGCUAAUGCAAAUCCCAAUCCUCCACAUAAUGGCCAAACUGGAGUUGGUCCUGGCCCUCCUCUACAAAAUAUUGGUACACCACUGGGAAACUGGCCUAAUCAUUCUAUCAAUUCUACAAAUGGUUGGAUGCCUGCAGCUUGGGGUCACCAAAUCGCUGCACCUACGACGGCAAGUCGCAUUCAUACAUUAAAUGAUGACUCACUAUACAAUCAACAAUCUGUACACAAGUCUCAGCCCGGUUGGGAUUCGAUCUGUUUAGCUCCGCUGGGGACUGUACCUGGUUCUGGGCAUAAUUCUCUUGAUCCAUUGGUCAAUUCCAUUGACUCUUGGAAUCAUUCAGCUGCUGCUGGUCUUUGCCAACUAGCUCCACCUUCUUUAAGUUCAAGUUUGGCCUUGGGAGCUCCAUCGAUUGUUCCCGGCGGCUGGAAUCACGGUAAUGCCGUAUCACGUUCUCUGAACAGUCACUGGACAGGACCUACUUCCUCCGUUAUUCCAGGUCCUAGGCCGCCCAACCAUUUGGCUGCUGGUUAUAUUAACGAAGCACUCCCUACACAUCAAAAUGGAGCUUCUAUAUCCGGAAUGGCAACAGCUGCUGCGAUUGGUCUUGGUAACUCCCCUGGUUGUCCGCCGAUGCCUAAUUGGUCAUCAACAGGAUCUGUAGAUCCAAGUAAUAUAAAAUUAAAUGAAUCAUUGUACAGAACGUCUGCUGGUUGUAAUUUUUCUUCUACUCGUGGCGCAGUACCAAAUCAAACUGGUCUCAAUUUAUCCCAUCCAGGUACACUUGCUCCAAAUGGUUUACUCUCCGGUGAUUGGUGUUGUGCUAUGCCUACAAAUAAUAUAGGUUCAUCACGUGUAGCGUCUAACAACAAUAACUUUCGUCUACCAAUAUCACAUAUGUGUAAACGAUAAAAUUAAAACAUCAUUAAGAAGAUAAAUUAAGUAUUGCUAUCUUUAUAAUUUCUCUGUGUGACUGUCUGUCUGUACGAUGUGGCAGUUUCUUUCUGUACAUUCUUACCACAUAAUAUUUAUCUUUAAAAAUAUACAAAUGGUUUAAUCUAUUCAUCAGAAUGUAACCUUAACUCUCCCCUUCCCCAGUGAAAGUUUACAUGAAUCUUGGAUCAUUGAAAUACUAAUAUGAACAAUUAUUUCUACUACUACUUUUAUUGAAUUUCAGUAACAUACGUGUAUUCUUCCAUUUUAUCAUUAUAGGAUCCUGAUGCUUCUGUAAUUUACUAUAUUUAUGCCUUAGUAUGUGUAUGUGUUUGUUCGCAUUUGCUAAUUGGAUCUCAUCUUAAUGGGACUGUCUUUUAAGGCAAAUGAUGCAUAUUUACAUUACAUCUUAUCAAUAUAUGUAUACUUAUGCGGUUACUAUUAUUAUUUAGUGUGAACAUUCUAAUUUUUCCCGCCCUUUUAUUUACCUGUAAAUCUCCUAAUUGUCUUCCUGGGAUUUACAACAACAACCUUGCAUUUUUUGUCAUGAUAAAACAAAUCUCUUCUGUUCUGUUGUUGUCAUCAUAGUAAUUGCAAUACAUUUAUAUAUAUUUCCGUCUCUGUCCUAUAUCUUUAACAUUUCUUCCUUUUUUCUCUACCUUUCUGUCUGAUCCACACAACGUGUUAUUUUGUGUAUGUUUGUCUUUGUAUGUGCACGUGUACAGCGGUGUUUUACUAUUCCAUAUGCUAUAAUUAUUAUAUUUUUUUCCAAUGAGUUGGAUUUAAUGGGAUAAAGACAACCAUGUAGUUUACCAUAUAUUCGACGUACAUGAUUAUAUUUUGUAUAAUGAGUCAAAUAUUUGUAUGGUUACUUGAGAUGUAUGCGUGUGCACUUUUAAUGUUAAUGGCUGAUUGCCUUCAACAAUAAGGAAGUUGAUAAAGCGUGUUUUUUUUACCACAUGUUUUUGCGUAUGUGCUGUAUUGCUACUAUUAUUAUUUAAUUAGUCAAUCUUUUUUGUUUUUCAAUUUUUAUUUAAGUAAUUAGUCUAUUUAUUUAUUUAUUUACUUACAAUUUGUUAUUUAUUAUUAUUUUCCUUGAUUGCUUUUCUCUUCUAAAGUCAUUAUUGUUAAAUUAUUUUUUAUCGUUAUUAUUAUUAUUUAUUAUCUGUUCGUUAAUUUAUUUAUUUAAUAAUAUGAAUUAUAUUUGUAUCAUGAUCAUUCAUAGUGCUAUGGUCUAAUUGUCAUAAUUAUUAAUUAAUUUUACUAUAGUAGUAUAAAUAAUGUUGUUGAUCUGAAUUUGAUUUUUAUUUAUUUUAU